AUGGCUGCAAACUCUUAUAAUAUUGCUGUGGUAAUGGUGCCCUUUCCUGAAUAUGGGCACCUAACCCCACUUCUUCACCUUUCUCGUCUUAUCUCUUCCUAUGAUAUUCCAGUGCACUAUGUCAGCGUUGGUGCACGAAAUCAAGAACUGAAGCUUCGGCUACAAGGAUGGAACCUUGACCAAUUCCCCAACAUACAAUUCCAUGACAUUGGCAAUUUUGAGGUAGAGGAAGACAAUUUGUCGUACGUUGCAUUCUUUGACCUGCUCGGUGAGUCUUUAUGUGAAAUUUGUCGUACAAUUUCAAGAACUUGUAGAAGAGUGGUAAUUAUCCAUGAUUCCUUAGUACUACAAGUUGUUCAAGGCGUGAAUUCAAUACCCAAUGUUGAGGCAUAUAUUUUCCACGCCAUCUCCGCUUUUGCUGUUUACUCAUUGAUCCACCAAAUUUCUACGGACGACAACAACAAUAAUAAUAAUAACAACAACGAUAUGAACGGCUUGUUCUUUCCUUUGCAAGCCCAUAUUCCGUCCAUCCAAAGCUGUUACCCGCAGGAGAUGCUGGAGUUCAUGAAAAUCAUGCGCGAUUGGACGUUUAAAUCUGGAGAAAUCUUCAAUACAUGCAGAGAUAUAGAAGGUUUAUAUCUCGACGCACUUGCUAAACAAAGUGAGAAGCCAGUGUGGGGUCUUGGUCCGUUCAAUCCGGUCCAUAUACACAACGAAGAGUACUCUGCUUCACCUAGAAUAUUAAGCCAUAGAUGCAUUGAGUGGCUUGAUAAACAACCCAAGAAUUCAGUCAUCUAUGUUUCAUUUGGAACGGCAAGUACCUUCUCACCUGAACAAAUUAUUGAGCUUGCCCUUGGUUUAGAGAGAUCUGAACAAAAGUUCAUAUGGGUUCUAAGAGAAGCAGAUAAAAAAGGAAAAUGUUUUACAACAGACGUUCCGAAAAUUGAGCUGCCAACAGGGUUUGAAGAAAGAGUAGCAGAAAGAGGAAUAAUAGCAAGAGAUUUUGUACCUCAAAUGGAAAUUCUAGCACACCCUUCCACAGGUGGUUACUUAUUCCAUUCGGGUUGGAACUCUUCUUGA
This is a messenger RNA of Nicotiana attenuata, 1080 nucleotides long. Its product is annotated as zeatin O-xylosyltransferase-like. Gene Ontology annotation, molecular function: UDP-glycosyltransferase activity. NCBI's taxonomy places the organism in Eukaryota, Viridiplantae, Streptophyta, Magnoliopsida, Solanales, Solanaceae. The record is from RefSeq and is a predicted model, not a curated record. The transcript has a single exon. The coding region runs from base 1 to 1080 and encodes 359 amino acids.